UUCCCUCCGGCUCUGCGCGCCUGGCUGGGGGCUGCUGAGCUGCAGGGGCCGGGUUCCCGCACCCCGCUCUCAAGUCCGGGGUUACCCGCGGGGCCUGAGACGCGCUUUGCCUCCUACAGCCCCUCGAGCUAGCCCUUGGCUCGGGAUUGGAGACUGGCCCUUAAUUCUUACCCAGAUCUCACACGGUGUCCCCGCUCCCCAUCCCAGGGGGUGACAGGCGCGAACGCCUUUGAAACACGGGUUAAAAUGCAAGACGUCGUCUCAAAUGCCAGAGAUUUGCGGGAGUGCUCCUGGAAGGCCUCAGAAUCUCCGCAAGGUUUAAGACAUCCGUUUCCAUGUUGAAACAAAGCCCUCUAAUCCUGCAGUGACCAACAGUUCACUUUGGAAAGUGAAGAAUGGAAUCCUUGGGAAGGAGAUGAAAAAAAUGAGCAACAAUACAGAUUUAAAACUAGCCUUCAAGUAUUAAAUAAAUCCACGAAAGGAAAAACAGACCUCAGUGUACAAAUCUGGGGCAAAGCUGCCAUUGAGCUUUCAUUCAGGUGAAAUCAUGAUAAAACAUCAGGGGCUGCCAUAAGGAGAAAAGAUGCAGUGGCAUUUGUCUGUGAAGGGGAUCAUGCAUUCAGGGAUAUGUGUUCAAGUGAGGAGGAGGCUUGUAUCUCUGGGAGCACAUUUUUGAAGGCUUACUUGAUCCCAGCGAUGUGACUGCUCAAUGGAGAGAAGGAAAGUCAAUCGUAGGAAGAACACAAUACAGAGAUGGGGGUCUUGCUAUGUUGCCCAGACUGGAGUGCAGUGACUGUUCACAGACAAGAUCAUAGCAUACUACAGCCUCGAAUUCCUGGGCUCAAGAGAUCCUCCUGCCCCAGCCUUCUGAGUAGCUGGGAAUAUAGCUUCAUCACUGGUCCAGCUGUAAUACCAGGGUACUUCUCUGUUGAUGUGAAUAAUGUGGUACUUAUUUUAAAUGGAAGAGAAAAAGCAAAGAUCUUUUAUGCCACCCAGUGGUUACUUUAUGCACAAAAUUUAGUGCAAAUUCAAAAACUCCAGCAUCUUGCUGUUGUUUUGCUCGGAAAUGAACAUUGUAAUAAUGAGUGGAUAAACCCGUUCCUCAAAAGAAAUGGAGGCUUCGUGGAGCUGCUUUUCAUAAUAUAUGACAGCCCCUGGAUUAAUGACGUGGAUGUUUUUCAGUGGCCUUUAGGAGUAGCAACAUACAGGAAUUUUCCUGUGGUGGAGGCAAGUUGGUCAAUGCUGCAUGAUGAGAGGCCAUAUUUAUGUAAUUUCUUAGGAACAAUUUAUGAAAAUUCAUCCAGACAGGCACUAAUGAACAUUUUGAAAAAAGAUGGGAACGAUAAGCUUUGUUGGGUUUCAGCAAGAGAACACUGGCAGCCUCAGGAAACAAAUGAAAGUCUUAAGAAUUACCAAGAUGCCUUGCUUCAGAGUGAUCUCACAUUGUGCCCGGUCGGGGUAAACACAGAAUGCUAUCGAAUCUAUGAGGCUUGCUCCUAUGGCUCCAUUCCUGUGGUGGAAGACAUGAUGACAGCUGGCAGCUGUGGGAAUACAUCUGUGCACCACAGUGCUCCUCUGCAGUUACUCAAGUCCAUGGGCGCUCCCUUUAUCUUUAUCAAGAACUGGAAGGAACUCCCUGCUGUUUUAGAAAAAGAGAAAACAAUAAUUUUACAAGAAAAAAUUGAAAGAAGAAAAAUGUUACUUCAGUGGUAUCAGCACUUCAAGGCAGAGCUUAAAAUGAAAUUUACUAAUAUUUUAGAAAGUUCAUUUUUAAUGAAAAAUAAAAGUUAACUUAAUUAUCUUUUUGAGCUAAGAUGUGAUUUUUAAAAUCAUUUUGA
Molecule: messenger RNA, 1838 nt
Organism: Chlorocebus sabaeus (green monkey)
Lineage: Eukaryota; Metazoa; Chordata; Mammalia; Primates; Cercopithecidae
Gene: RXYLT1
Product: ribitol xylosyltransferase 1
Biological process (GO): protein O-linked glycosylation via mannose
Cellular component (GO): Golgi apparatus
Molecular function (GO): ribitol beta-1,4-xylosyltransferase activity
Source: RefSeq, a predicted model, not a curated record